UUGCCUUCACUCAACUUCUCUCUCUCUAAAUUGCAAGCCAAGUCUUCUUUCCUGCUUUUUUGAGGUCCCUCUUUCACAUUCACAGAACCCCACAAAAACAAUUAACCCACCAAAGCUUUUAUGAAGAGAAAAAAAAAAACAGCCUUUCAAAAAAAAAUAAUAAUAAUAGUAAAGUGUAUUUGUUCUUGUGAAGAUUAGAUUUUUGUCUGGUUUUGUUGAGUAAAUUCUUUAAAUAUUGGCACUAUAAUUAUUAUUAAUUUCUUGAGUUCUUUUGGCCCACUGCAGGCCACACCUUCUACUUGUAAACUACUCCUCCUGAGCUGCUUCACUUUUUGUUAGCUAUUUUAUAUUUUAUUUUAUUUUUUUUCCUGGCUGUUGUGGGAUUCUUGUAUCUCUUCUCCGCAUUGGGACCAUAUCUAUGCUCAUUUGGGCUCCGAUUACACAGAAGACCCUUUCUUUGCUUUAUUGAUUACCAAGAAAGAAGAUCGAGGGUGUUAAGUUCAGAUCAUUUGCAAAGGAGUAUAUGGAUUGAGCUUGAGUCGGGAUCGUAAGGAACAAAGCAUAAUUGUUUCUACAGUACAAUUUAGGGGAGAUGUCUUCCGGAAAUUUAAAUACUGAAUUAUCGAAGAAGUAUGGGAAUGUGAAACUAUGGGUUUUGAUCUGUAUAUGUAUGGGUGCAUUUAUAGUUUUGAUUCUUGGUAUCUUAUCAAUGUGGGUCAUUUUUUGGAGAAAAUCUCGGAAAACUUUCAACAUGUACUCCUUUUGCCAAAUCCCUAACGUUUCAAAGGACAUCCGAGUUGACAGCAUUGGGGAACAAAGUAUGCAUGAUCACCCUGAAAGUUUAAUUUUGACUGUCAACGAUAAAUCAAGUGAUAAGAAUUCAGAGAAGAUGUUAGUUCAUUUGGGUAGGAGCAAAUCAAGCGAUGUUGAUAAUAGUAGCCAGUGCAGUUCAAUGUAUCAUCAUGAAAGGGCGGGUAGUUCUCACUCAGGAGAAGAAGGUAGUUCUGUGGCUGCCCAAAAACAAUCUUCAAUGUCAUAUGGGCUCGUGAUGGCAUCUCCUUUAAUUGGUUUGCCUGAAACAUCUCAUCUUGGGUGGGGUCAUUGGUUCACACUUAGAGAUCUCGAAAUUGCAACAAAUCGGUUCUCGGCAGAUAACAUUCUAGGGGAAGGUGGUUAUGGGGUUGUGUACCAGGGCAGACUGGUUAAUGGAACAGAUGUAGCAGUUAAGAAGCUUCUUAAUAAUCUUGGCCAAGCAGAGAAAGAAUUUAGUGUUGAAGUAGAGGCCAUUGGUCAUGUUAGACAUAAGAAUCUUGUGCGGCUUCUUGGCUAUUGCAUAGAAGGAGUUCACAGGAUGUUGGUAUAUGAGUAUGUCAACAACGGCAACCUGGAGCAGUGGCUUCAUGGGGCUAUGAGACAGCAUGGCACCCUUACAUGGGAAGCCCGUAUGAAAGUUCUGCUUGGAACAGCGAAAGCGCUUGCUUAUUUGCACGAAGCUAUUGAACCAAAAGUUGUUCACCGAGACAUCAAAUCAAGUAAUAUCUUAAUUGAUGAUGAGUUCAAUGCUAAAGUUUCUGAUUUUGGAUUGGCGAAGCUCUUGGGAUCUGGGGAGAGCCAUAUAACAACAAGAGUGAUGGGAACAUUUGGUUAUGUGGCUCCCGAAUAUGCAAAUACUGGCUUGUUGAAUGAAAAGAGUGACGUUUACAGUUUUGGUGUUCUGCUGCUUGAAGCUGUUACUGGUAGAGAUCCGGUGGACUAUGGACGUCCAGCUGUUGAGGUAAAUCUUGUUGAGUGGCUCAAAAUGAUGGUAGGGAACAGAAGAGCAGAGGAAGUUGUGGACCCUAACCUUGAAGUUAGGCCAACGACGCGCGCUUUAAAAUGUGCACUUCUGGUUGCACUUAGGUGCGUUGAUCCUGAUUCGCAGAAACGACCCAAAAUGAGUCAGGUUGUUCGAAUGCUCGAAGCUGAUGAAUUCCCCUACCGCGAGGAUCGGAGGACGAGAAAAAGCAGAACAACUAGCAUGGAAAUCGAAUCAAUGGAGGGGGGCUGCGGUUCUUCAGCUGACCAAGAAAGCAGCGGGGUAGGACAAUCAGAGAGCCAUACAUCUGAACAAAAGCUUGGAUAAGACUGACAGACUAAUCCCCCUUGGGUGAAUAAUUGCUUCUCACCCUUCUAGUGCUAUUCAAAUUUUCAAAAUUUGUUUCCCUAUAUGAAAGUCGAGUAAUUGAGAAAAAAGGGAUAUAGUCAGUUCUAAAUUCUUGAAUCAUCGGCAGCUCUUUCAGUGUGUUUGCUGUCGUCUAGUUGUAGUAGGAUGAGGGACGGUGCUAUAGAUAUAAACUAGGUGAGGAACCAGAGAAUGUUUGUCUGCAUGUACAGAUUUGAUUUGUGGAUUAAUAGCUCGUCUUGAAAACUUAUUAUGAUCAUAAUUUUUGCUAUCUUUUUCGGAA
Olea europaea var. sylvestris is the source of this 2444-nucleotide messenger RNA. Its product is annotated as probable receptor-like protein kinase At2g42960. Gene Ontology annotation, molecular function: ATP binding; protein kinase activity. The transcript has 8 exons. Gene Ontology annotation, biological process: protein phosphorylation. The coding region runs from base 593 to 2122 and encodes 509 amino acids. NCBI's taxonomy places the organism in Eukaryota, Viridiplantae, Streptophyta, Magnoliopsida, Lamiales, Oleaceae. The record is from RefSeq and is a predicted model, not a curated record.